AUGGAUGGCAGCUCGACUUCAACUGAGAACAGUGAUGCUGCAGGCAGCGCUCAGAUUCUUGUAGACGUUGAAGCAAAGUCAAAGGCCAAGGCCAAACCCAAAGCAAAAACAGUGCGGGCUGUCCAGCGCAGUGUAGCUGACAAGUCAACCAAUUCUCAGCAGAAUUUCUUGCUGACAUUCCAGCAGAAAUUGGACAAGGCAAUUGAGUUUGGCAAAGGUUGCCUGUCAUGUGGCCAAGAUUGUUUGGACAGGGUCAAAGCAUUUCGUUCAAAGUUGUGUGAUUGGCGAAGGGAAUUUCAGGGUCUCACCUCUGAUGUCCAAGAUCGUGAGCUGCUGUGGGUUUUUGGUCGGAGCCGCCCAGAGCAGCAAGAAGGAGCAGAGCCAGCGUUGAGGCCGAGGCAGCCAUCUGAAGGUUCAUCAACAGAAACUGAAAAAUCUCCAAAUGACAAUGGGCUGGAAGUGGUGAGCACUUCUACUUCUGGGAGUGACCAAGAGGCAUUGAAUUUGACAUGCGAUACAGAUGUUCCGAAAUCUCUGAGCAAACCAGGUCUUGCUCAUGCCUCAGGAAAGCGGAAGUACACUGCACGCAAGACAAAGAGCAAGACCCUGUCAGUUAACCUCAAGGGCGUCGUGUGUGAGGAGAACUGUUUUGUUUGCGUGGGCUCUGCAAAAUUUUUGCUGGGAAUUGGUUCAGGCCGCUAUGCCAGAGUUCUUGGAGGCCAUGCAGAUCAAAGAAAGAAAGGAAACAGGCUUCCUCAGGCACCUCACCACAAGCAGCUGGAUAUAUGUAUGAGAUUUCUUCAACUGCGAUAUCACCAUGACGGUGAAAGUUUGCCAGACAGAUUCCAUUUUGAGGAGGUACCAUCAUUGCAACGGCCAUCAUUUCUUGUCACAGCAGUGAGUGACAACAAAGCACCUGCAGCAGAAAGCAGUUCCGAUUCAGCUUCCAGCUUGUCACAAGCUCAAUGGGACGAGCAGGACUCGCGAAAGCUGGCAACUUUGUCGCUCAGGCAACUGCUCACAGACACCCCGUUCAACAAUUCACUGACAGGCCCAGGAGCAGGAGCAGCUCCGCGCCGAUGGCUUGGCGUGGUCAAGCCCCAGAUCUUGUUCGAGAUGAUGCAACGGUGGCAUAAGCAGAACAGUCCUGGAAAGACAGCACCAUCGUUUACAACUUUCCAACGUGCCCUUCGACAAUCCAAACAAUUCUUGGCCUUUCGGAAGGCUUCAGGACAACACGCAGUUUGUGACCAAUGCACUUGGUUCAAGCGUGAGCUGAAAAGAGUGAAAGCUCUUCAUCUGCGGAGCAGACUCAUUCAGGAUUACUCUGAACAUCUCCUGCAGAACUGGCGUGACAGAGCGGCAGACAGUGCAUGGACAGCGUUGGCCUUUGAAACCAGAGCAUUGAGUGUCACAUCAGAUGUUCGAAGUCAUCCGUCAUCUGUCCUUGUCAUUCGUUCAGACGGACUGGAUCAAGCUAAGCACAAAGUGCCCCGAGCACAUAUCAAGUCAAAGACGUUUGAUGAACUCAUCCGUCCAGCGUGUCACGUGCAGAUGAUCUGGAUUCAUGGUCAUGGCUUUAGCCUAUCCAUUGCAGACCCUGACUUUUGCAAGGACACCAACAACCAAGUCGACUCACUGGCCCGGUGUUUGUGUUGGGUGCAUGACACUGUGGGACUUCCUCGGCAAGUCUUUUUGUUGCUCGACAACACUUGUCGUGACAACAAAAACUCAAAAAUGAUCCGGUGGUGGUUGAAGCUAGCAGCAUUGAACAUCAUUGAUUCUUGUAACAUUGGUUUCCCUCAGAAAGGACACACUCACAACUGCCUGGACGCAGUGGGUGGACAAGCUGUGACCCGAUGUUCCCAUGAGACAUUCGAGACUGCCCAGGAGCUUGUCGAAGUAUACCAGCGCUUUCUUGAUGAUGCUUCUCUGGAAACGUCUUGCUACUUCCGUAAAGCAUGGAAGCACGACUCAAGCCCAGAUUGGGAGAAGUGGCUUGCAGAAAUGCCAGUCAACAUGACUGGCUUGACAGGCCCCAAGGCCCCACACCUGUUCAGGAUCUUGAGACGAAAGAUGUUGUCAGUGAAAGAUUUGGACAGCCUUCAGUAUGAUUGUGAACCAGGUCAUCCAGAAGAUAUUAUGCUUCUAUGUCAUAUGUAUGAAUCUUCACCGAAACCCUUUCAAGCAGAGGUGGCUAUCCGAGCAGAAUCUUUGCCAGGGCUUCAUUCACGGCUUACAUGGCAGCCAUCUGGAGAGCACCAGCGCAGGCAUGUGGCUUGGGCGAUUCGCAACAAAGUGAAAGUGAAGGCAGAUGCUGCACUUCAGAAGCAGGCUAUCAGCCCGAAAGCUCAUGCCUUCCUUAGUGGAUGGAUCACUGGGACGCUGAGACGAGAACCGCAUCCAGCACGGUACUCCUUUUUGGAGCCAGCUGCAUAUCAGUCACCUGUCCCUUCAGCACCUGUCAACCGCAACCCGUUUCGACAGACGGUGCCACGACCAAUCCAGAUUAUUCAAACAGAUGGUUCACAUAAUGAUGCAGCAGAUGAGGAAGAUGAUGCUGAAUGUGUUGUCAUGCAGGAUAAUGGCAUCCACGUAGAGGAGACUUUGCCGUGA
Molecule: messenger RNA, 2616 nt
Organism: Durusdinium trenchii
Lineage: Eukaryota; Dinophyceae; Suessiales; Symbiodiniaceae
Source: the annotation of a GenBank genome assembly